AGCUUACUUGCUGUUUUGAAUAGCAUUAUGCUUUUUGGUCUGUGUCUAACGUUCCAUCUCUUCACGACUCUCUCGCUCGUCCCUUCCAACGUUAACCCUUUCUUUUUCUCUUUCUUCAUUCUUCACACCCUUUGUGCCAUCUUCUUUGCCUCCUCAUUGUCGUAAUUCAUCUGAAUUCUCCUAAACUUUUAUCUUAUUCCUUUUGUUUGGAUGAUCGAUCAAGGGAGAGUAUAAAAAAAGGGAGAGCAUUUGAAUUGACACUGGGGGUGAUGAAAUACGUGUCUGAACAUUGAGACCACUUCUCUGAAGUCAUUUUGAUCUUAAUUGCGUUUUUUGGUGGCUUCUUGAGGAGAUUAAAGGACUCAGGUGAAAGAGUAACGUAUCUAUUGUGUUGGUGGUGGUGUUUUUUCAAGGGUAAGCAGAUCCAAGACAGAGAGAAAGGUUCCUUUCUUAGAAAACCGGGGUGCUUAAUUUAUGUUUGAGGGUUUGUGCUUGAAAAUGGAGAAAAGAGGGAAUGUGUUGAUGGAGAAGUAUGAGUUUGGGAAGCUAUUAGGUCAAGGAAACUUUGCGAAGGUUUACCAUGCAAGGGACGUCAGAACUGGUGAGAGUGUUGCCGUUAAGGUGAUUGACAAGGAGAAAAUUCUAAAAAUUGGACUAGUGGAUCAGACGAAGCGAGAGAUAUCGAUUAUGAGACUGGUUAAACAUCCCAAUGUUUUGCAGCUUUAUGAGGUCUUGGCCACCAAGACCAAGAUUUACUUCAUCAUAGAAUAUGCCAAAGGGGGCGAACUUUUCAACAAGAUAGCCAAAGGUAGACUCACUGAGGACAAGGCAAGGAAGUACUUUCAACAAUUGGUCAGUGCUGUUGAUUUUUGCCACAGCAGGGGUGUUUAUCACAGAGAUUUGAAGCCGGAGAACUUGCUUUUGGAUGAGAAUGGAGUUCUCAAGGUAGCGGAUUUUGGAUUAAGUGCACUUGUUGAAUCUCACCGUCAAAAAGACAUGCUGCAUACAAUUUGUGGAACUCCUGCAUAUGUGGCUCCUGAGGUUAUAAGUAGAAGGGGCUAUGAUGGAACAAAAGCCGAUGUAUGGUCUUGUGGAGUGAUCUUAUUUGUUCUUUUGGCUGGUCAUUUGCCAUUCUAUGAUUUGAAUCUUAUGUCACUGUAUAACAAAAUAGGCAAGGCCGAUUACAAAUGUCCAAACUGGUUUCCGUUUGAAGUGCGCAGACUGUUAGCGAAAAUCCUUGACCCCAACCCAAAUACCAGGAUAUCCAUGGCAAAACUUAUGGAAAAUUCGUGGUUCAGAAAAGGAUUCAAACCCAAAUCUGGUCAAGUGAAAAGAGAGGCUGUUAAUGUGGCUUUAGUUGAUUCUGAUCAAGUUUUUUGCUUGUGUGAGAAUACAAGUGCUGCUGUUGUUGAGGCAGAGCAAGCAUUGGUUAAACCUUCACAGUUUAAUGCUUUCAAUAUAAUUUCUCUGUCUGCUGGGCUUGACUUGUCUGGCCUUUUUGCUGGCAAUGUUGAACUGGAUGAUACCAAAUUUACAUUUAUGAGCUCUGCCUCAUCCAUCAUGUCUACAAUGGAGGAUAUUGCUCGCGUUUUGAGUAUGGAGAUAAUUAAGAAGGAUGGAGGGUUGCUGAAAUUGGAGAGAUCCAGGGAAGGUAGAAAAGGACCACUUUCCAUUGAUGCUGAAAUAUUUGAGGUUGCCCCAUCUUUCCAUUUGGUCGAGUUGAAGAAGUCCUGCGGUGAUGCAUUAGAAUACCAGAAGAUAUUGAAGGAAGACUUAAGACCAGCUCUAAAAGAUAUUGUCGGUGUUUGGCAAGGUGAGCAGCAUCUGCACUAGCAAGCUUGUGUACUCCUUAAAAGAUUUAUUGAUUUUUCAUGUUAUGAAUUAAUUACAGUUGAGUUACUAUGGUAAUUGAAUUGUUGAUGUUUAUACUAUAUUAUGCAUGGUUUUGGUUGAGAAUGCCGGCUGAAUUUUGAGAUGUCAUUACAUCAUAUCAUUGCUAGAAAUAGCUUUUUUUUAUGCCAAUAUGUAAAUUCGAAAUCAGAAUUUGUAAUGUUUUUCAAAGGUUUUGGUUCUUCAAUAUGUUCAGUCUUAGUACUAAUCAAAAAAAAGGGAAAAGUUCGGCUGAA
This is a messenger RNA of Glycine soja, 2126 nucleotides long. Its product is annotated as CBL-interacting protein kinase 2-like. Bases 475 to 1833 code for a protein of 452 amino acids. The record is from RefSeq and is a predicted model, not a curated record. Gene Ontology annotation, molecular function: ATP binding; protein kinase activity. Gene Ontology annotation, biological process: protein phosphorylation; signal transduction. The transcript has 2 exons. NCBI's taxonomy places the organism in Eukaryota, Viridiplantae, Streptophyta, Magnoliopsida, Fabales, Fabaceae.